Messenger RNA from Leopardus geoffroyi (Geoffroy's cat), 1462 nucleotides. RefSeq names its product putative zinc finger protein 286B. Bases 1 to 678 code for a protein of 225 amino acids. Gene Ontology annotation, cellular component: PcG protein complex; transcription regulator complex. NCBI's taxonomy places the organism in Eukaryota, Metazoa, Chordata, Mammalia, Carnivora, Felidae. Gene Ontology annotation, molecular function: DNA-binding transcription factor activity, RNA polymerase II-specific; RNA polymerase II cis-regulatory region sequence-specific DNA binding. The record is from RefSeq and is a predicted model, not a curated record. The transcript has 2 exons. Gene Ontology annotation, biological process: regulation of transcription by RNA polymerase II.
AUGCAUCACAGUUGCAGUGAAUGUGGGAAAGCCUUCACCGGAAACACUCACUCGUUCAGCACCAGAGAGGUCACACUGGAGAACGGCCUUAUGGAUGUGGCUGUCUUUAGCUGUGUUGCUGACUUUGUUGAGCACGAGAAAAUACACACGGGGGAAAGGCCUUAUGAGUGCAAAGAAUGUGGGAAAGCCUUCAUUAACAGCUCUCAUCUUGUUCGGCACCAGAAAGUUCACAACACAGAAGCGCCUUUUGAGUGCAGUGAAUGUGGAAACGCUUUCCGGCAAACCUCCAAACUUAUUCUGCACCAAAGGAGUCAUACUGGAGAAAGACCUUAUAAAUGCAACCAAUGUGGGAAAGCCUUCAGUUGCCCCUCCAACCUUGUUCCACACCAGCGAAUUCACACUGGAGAAAAGCCUUAUGAGUGUUCGGGAUGUGGGAAAGCCUUCAGUCAAAGCUCUGCCUUCAUUCAGCACGAGAAGGUUCACACUAGAGAGAGGCCUUAUAAGUGUAGUGAAUGUGGAAAAGCCUUCAGCUAUAGCUCUAACCUUGUUAAACACCAGAAAGUUCACACUGGAAAAAGGCCUUAUGAGUGCAGUCAGUGUGGGAAAGCUUUCAGUGAAAGCUCCAUCCUCAGUCAGCACCAGAGAGUUCACACUGGAGACAAAGCCUUACGAGUGUAACAAAUGCGGAAAAAGCUUUCCGCUACAGCUCAAACCUCUCUAAACACCAGAAGGGUCAUAUUGGAAAAGAGCCUUUGGAGUGCAGUGGACAUAGGAAAGCCUUCAGCCAGAGCGCUAGCCUCACUCAGUACCAGAAAGGUCACACCAAAGAAAACACUUAGGAGUGUGGCAAAUGUGGAAAACCACUAACUAGCUGGGGCUUUCACCUUGCUCACCUUAAAAGGAUUCACUCCUAAGAAAACUUCUGUGAAAGGAACCUUUGUAAAGAAGCCAUAAGCCAAAAGUCGAAACUUGAAUAUCCUAAUACCCCUACCAGGAGAUUGCCAGAUACAUGGAAGCUUUCAGGAGCUUCACCACACUUUCUGACCUGUCCAGGCGCUUUGCCAGAUUACGUCACUGCCAGAUGCCAUCUCACUUCUGCCAGCCAGCAGAUCUUCCCACAGCGUGUAACUAUCAUGUCAACAUACUCAGGGAAGGCUGAUCUUGUGCUCUCUCAUUCCCUGGAGGGAGACAUGAGUGAUGGAAGCUCUUUGGGGGUGGCCUCAUUUUCCAUCUUUGCCCUGUCUCUAGUAGUUCAGGCACAGUCCUGACCUUGUUCUCCCCAGGAGGAUCUGACCCGGAGUGUGAGGACUUGCAGAAGAAGUUUCCCUUUUAUCGUGGCCAUCGUUGAGUCUACAGAUGGUGCCUGCAGUGGAAUUGUCCAGUAUCCAAAUCAACCAACCCUGGAACUGCCUGCCUCCAGAGUGUGUGGUAAUAAAGGCCUUACUAUUGAAGCCAUCUUUAA